Molecule: messenger RNA, 2634 nt
Organism: Symbiodinium necroappetens
Lineage: Eukaryota; Dinophyceae; Suessiales; Symbiodiniaceae
Source: the annotation of a GenBank genome assembly
AUGAAUCUGAGCCGAAGUGACCGACAUUGCCGAGUUGUGUAUGCUCGCGAUGAUCGUCUCCAGGCCCCCGCCGAGCAGCUCAAGGGCAGGAUCAAUGCUUUGGAGGAGGAGAAUCGCCGGCUCGAAAGCUGCAUUUCGAAGAUCAGAAGCUCGCAGCGCAGUGCGGAAGGCCUUGCCAUGUCUUGGUCUCCAAACUCUGUGGCAGAUUCCUCGCAACGAGGGAGUGCGACUGCCGCAGAGCCACGGUCAGAGGCUGCUGCUUCAAGCCAGGACGUUGAGCCUGCACCGGCGACUUUGCCGUCACAGCUCCCAAGACAGGUUGCGAUUGACCAGAGUGUGGCCUUGCACGAGACAGGAGCCGCAAGGCACUUGCCGACACCGCCUGGCCAAAAAGCUUCAAGCCCAACCCAGGCUCCUGUUGCAGAUGCUUCGUCCUUGAAUGCUAGCACGGUGAGCUGUGACGCGACAAUGACCUCUGAUAGAUAUGCAGCCAGCACGGCGCAAGCAACGCCAGUUCUAAACCGUGCAGCAGCCCAGGCCGAAGCAAAGGCUGCUUUCUUGGAAGCUGCAGCCAAGCGGGGAAGUGGCUUCGCUGAGGUGUACAACGAGCUGCUGAGUUGUGCUUUGCAGGUCUGGGAGGCUCGGGCAACAGCUGCCUCUUUGGAAAAGGAGCGCAACAAGGCGUCAACGGAAGCACGCGAACUUCGAGCUUGCAAUGCUCGUUUGGAGGAGGCUGUCUCCACUUUGCAGGACCGCAACAAGGAGCUGUACUGGCAGAAGGAGUUGCAACGGUCUGCCUUUCGACAUCCACGUGAUGCGAGCCCUGCUGCCAGCGGUGCCCCAGGCCGACAAGUCUGGGCAGCACCUUUGAGUCCACCACCGCGCUUUCGGAGCCCUUGUUCGACGGCUCCAGGCAAUGUGCCGGGAAGGUGGUCUUUGGGGCCGUCGUCAUCCUCCUCAGAUCUGUUUCCUCCCGCGCGUGAAUCUGCUAUGCAGAAGUCACCCAGGAUCCAAGCAUCGUCCGGCCAAGUCUACGCAGCUCCUGUGGCAUCUUGCCCGAUGCAACCGGGGCUGGACCCUGCGCGGCUUCCUCCACAGGAUCAACAGACGCAGGCGUUUCAACAGGGCUGGCGCUUAUUUCACCAACUAGGCAAACAUGCAGAGGCCAGCUCCUUGGAUGCUUCUGCCAGGCAACGGGCAUCUGCACUAAUGCUGCAAACGAAGAAGGGUAUGCCGAGCGAGUUUCGCGAGAAUCCCGCUGUUUGCGCAGUGUGGCGAGAGGCUUUGUUGGCAGGUGCCAACUCGGAGUUGCUCUCUGCUCAGUCUUUCAGCAGCAUCGCCACUGAUUUGCAGGUCACAGAGACUGGUGUGAAACAGCGCACCAGCAGCGUGGUUCACCGAGGUCAAUGUAGGCAGUGGAAAGCAUAUGCUGCAAAGGCUUUGGCAAGUAUCGAAAGGCGUGCUCAUCUUAAGGAUCAACAUGGUCAGCCCCGGGUUAGGGCUACAAAGGACAGCUCUGGAUCCCGACAAGUCGAACUGGCAGACUGGCGAGGUCGCGUGCGAGCCCAGGUUUUUACUGAAAACGGAGAGCCGACGCGGGUUCACAUCAUCAAUUUAUACGGCAAGGAGGAUGUUUACACCCAAAGCUGCUUCGGGUUGGAAGUGUGUUCAUCGACUGCUCAACGGUUCCAGUGUACGAGGCAACAAUGCUUGCUCCUCCUAGCAGAUUGGUCAGCGGGACAGCGGGCAAUCAUCAAGCAGAGUUUGCAGGAGAUUUGCAAGAUCUUCCCAAGAUUGGAAGUGCUGUUCCAAAGAGAACUGCGGGAGGGAAGACAGUUGGUCGCUUGUGCAGAGGACCUUGAGGAAAUGAGCUUCGAUCCUCUUCUGGCGCAUCUAGAGACGCAGAUUGCAGAGGUGCGGUUCAACAGAGACACAGCCUGUGAGAGCAUGGCGGUUGCUCAUGGCAACGUUGCAGGCUUGCUGAGAAAACAUGGCUACGCUGAAAUCAAGAAGGUGGGUGAGGGAUCGUUUGGGAAGGCACUGCUCGUGCGGUCGGAGGAUGGGCAGAAGUUAAUCUGCAAAAUGGUAGAUGUGAGCAAAGCUUCGCGAAAAGAAAUGGAGGAUGCUGUCAAGGAGGGCAAGUUGCUGUCCGAACUGAAGCAUCCAUACAUCGUCCGCUACCGCGAAAGCUUCACAGAGAGUGGAUGGCUCUGCAUCCUCAUGGACUACUGCGAGGGAGGUGAUCUCACCGCUCGCAUCGCAGAGGCCAAACGGGGCAGAAAACCUCUCUCUGAGGAUCAAAUACUGCGCUGGUUUGUGCAAGCCAUCAUGGCUUUAGACUACAUUCACAAGAAGCACGUUCUGCAUCGAGACUUGAAGCCCUCGAAUUUCUUCUUAUCGAAGAGCGGGAACUUGAAGAUGGGGGACUUUGGAAUUGCAAAAGUUCUUGCCUGCACGAUCGCUGUCGCAAAGACACAGAUCGGAACGCCAUACUACCUGAGCCCUGAACUAUGUCAGGAAAAGGAAUACAACUUUCCUUCGGACAUUUGGGCAAUGGGAUGCAUUUUGUACGAGCUUUGUGCGCGCAAAGUACCUUUCGAUGCGCCCAAUAUUCCAGGCCUUGUUCGGGAGAUU